Molecule: messenger RNA, 12220 nt
Organism: Stomoxys calcitrans (stable fly)
Lineage: Eukaryota; Metazoa; Arthropoda; Insecta; Diptera; Muscidae
Gene: PAN3
Product: PAN2-PAN3 deadenylation complex subunit PAN3
Exons: 16
Coding region: 2559-4862 (767 amino acids)
Biological process (GO): nuclear-transcribed mRNA poly(A) tail shortening; mRNA processing
Cellular component (GO): P-body; PAN complex
Molecular function (GO): poly(A) binding
Source: RefSeq, a predicted model, not a curated record
AAGAGUUCUUCUUUUAGUUUCAUUCGAUACCUUACAGGAGAACAACGUUCGUUGUCGUUGGCGGCGCAAAGCCCAAUGCAAAUUCAAUAUGCGGAACGGUUCAACCGAGCGAGUGUGUUGAAUGUAACCAAAUAAUCAUAAAAAUACAAAACAAAUCCAUCAAUAUGUGCGCGUAUUUUGUAAAUUUUUUUCAAUGAAAAAGAUGAAAAUCAAAAAAAGAAAAUAUAUAUAUACCUAUACAAAUGUAUGUACAUAGACAAACAACCAACCAAACAACAAAAGAAAUAUCUUCAUACGUCCCCCCUUAAACUUUUAUUUUAACAUAAUAACACAAAUGAUAAUAACUUAAAACAUGCAACAAUAAUAGCAAAAAAAAAAACAACAGCACGAACAAAUCAAAUAAAAAUGUAAUUUAAAGUAAUAAAACGAAAAAGUGUACCCAUCGAAAUUUUGACAUCAACAUCAAGUAGCAGCAGCAGUAGCAACAUUUACAUUUUACAUGCAUACGCAUACAUAUGUAUGUUUAUGUUCCGCCAACAAAAUCUUUAGUUUUAUUACAUCUUCCUUUUUGAACCAGAACAUCAGCAAAACAAUCACGAAACGAAUUUCCAUUAACAAAAAGAAAUUGUAAAACAAAUAAAAAAACAAAGUGCAAAAAAAUAAAAACAAUAAAAUUGGAUAAAAACAACUUCCACUAACAAGUAUAAAACUCUUAACAACGCCAUCAUCCAUACCAGUCCUUUAAUAAAUGCAGCAGCUUCCCCUUCCAUGCUAAAGUGUGUGAUUAGUGAAAACCACAAUAAUAAAAAAAAUUAACAAAGAACAAAAAAACAUUGGCGAAAAUAUACACAUCAAACACAGCUGAGCCAAGUGUGUGAGAGUUUAAAUGUGAGAGAAAGAGAGAAAUCGUAAAAUAUGCAAGACUAAAGCAGCAGUGCAAAAGGCAUUUUGCAAAAACACCACAUAUUGUAUUUACUUCGACUUAAGCGCCAGACACAGCGCAGAACAAAAGUAUUUUGUUUUUAUUUUGGUUAUGUUCUUAUCGGUGAGCUUAUGUUUUUGCAUUUUUCUAUGCACCUCAACAAAACAAAAGCAAGCAACGUAAGCGACAACAGAAACUGAAGCAGCGGGCGCAACAGCAGUAACUAACGGCAAAGUCAUAGCCAAUAACAAACAAUCAACCAACCAGACAAAACCAGUCUUUGCCAGCCAAGCAGCCAACACAAACAUCUGUUUCGACCUCUAUAUAACUUUCUUUUUUCGAUUUUAACACUCCACACUGAGAUUUCCAUAAUAAAAAGCCUACUCUCUUGCUAGCCUAACACACCGUGUGUCUCUCACUCUCUUAAAGUGUUGAUGGGUGAGUGUUGUUUGAUUGCUGUUGCCAAUGGUAUAUGCUCCAGCUCUUCAACCCUCCUCCAAUAAAAAAUCUUGAAAAGCAAAACAAAAUUGAGAAUAAACAGACAUAAAAACAACGAUGACAUGCCCCCCUUCGAAGGCAUGUUUGAGUAGAAAAAGCCUUUGGGAGAGCAACUGUUAAUGUUUGUAUGUGUUGGUUGUCAGUGCAAAACGAAAAAAAAAAGAGAUAGGGGAGCACCAAAACAAACCAUAAAGUGAAAAAUAAACUACUGGCGGCAAAAACGGUGUUGACAACAAUCAAAACAUCAUCACCAGCUGCAGCUGCGUCAUUGAGAGAUAAAGAAACAAUCGCAAAAAAACGCAAUUGCAGUCUAUUCGCCAUAUCAAUUGUCAAUUCGUCCAUCAAGCAUAUAUACAAGUCCGAAGAUUUGAAGUAUGCUUAAAAAUAUCUCCCACUCAUCGCAUUAAAAAAUCAACACUUGGGUUGUGUGGUGUGUUGUGCUGCCGACCCUCAUGCCAUGUAGGUUUUGCUAUGAGUGAGAGCUAGGUUAUCGAGAACCACACUAAUUGCAGAAUUCUUGUCCACUCAAAAAAAGAAGACGACAGACAACAAGUCAAGCCAGUGAAGAAACCGAAUUAAGCAACGAUAAAAAAAAAAUAAAUAAACAAAACUAAAUGCACUUUAUAGUACCAUUCUCAACGUCGACGUCAUCAUCAUCCUCAUUCUCAUAUUUACCAACAAUAACAGCCAUUAAAAGAGCACUGCCACCAGCAGCAGCUGUAGCAUAAAAACUGCAGCAAGCAACAACAACAACAACGUCUGCAAUUGCAACAGUUUUCUAAAGAAUUCAAAACAAAAAGUAAUCACUCGGUAAUUCUCACACGUUCACCAGUCCACCCCUUCACCCAUCAUCAUUCCCCCCUUUUAUAGCAACAACCGGCACAGACUAUGUGUAGACCCCAAUCUUAACAAAAAAAAAAACAACCAAAAGCAACAACACCAAUAAAAGUCACACAGACACUAAUAAAAAGAACAAACGACGAAUGUAUUUAGCUAGCCAACAAAAACAACAAAAGAAAUUUUACCGAACAGCAACAGAAGCGGUAGGAGCCGCAGCAGAUAGAGAAACACAAAAGCAACAAGAACCGCAAAAAGACAACAACACACGGCGUAACAUAAAACAAGUGAUACUUGAAAAAUGUCAACGUUCUUAAACAAUUUCUUCCCGGCAGAUACUGCUGCUAUGGAUCCAAUCUUUUAUUCACCAUCAAAUGUCAUACCUUCUGAAAGUAAACUCGCAACAUAUAUGAAUCGACAAAAUGUUGCCACGCCAACAUAUGGUGUCAAUGCGGGAUUUUCCUUACUUAACCUGGAUUCACCGUUAUCGAAUAAAAAAUCUCAGGUAACACAGCAGUCGCCCGAAUUCAUUCCAACACGCAUCAGCUCAUCGCCAAAUUUUUAUUCGCCGUAUCACAAUACACCUAUGCUGAGUAAUGGUCUUAAUGGUGUCGGUAAUGCAGUGAAUGGUCUAACACCCACCACAAGUACAAGCAGCAAGUCCGUCAAUGGUACGCCGUCUAUGCUGGGUCUGCAAAAAGCAACAGCCGCCGCCGUGGCACAACAAAAACAAUUACAACAGAAGCACCAUCAGCAACAAACACAGCAUCCCUCGCACCUGCAGCAACAGCAAGCGCAGCAGUCCCAACACGGUCUGGUGAACGGUGGGGCCGCACAACAAAUUGGACCGCCGAAUAGCAAUCAGGGCUACGUAGGCAUGACAACGACACCAUUGAAAGGUGGACGGCCCAGCUUGCGGCGCAAUGAGUCUCCAUCGAGCAUAGGAGAGAAAUCACCGCCGCGCAUAACCCCACAUGCUUCGCCCAUACCCACCACAUUGCCCGCCAGUGUGCAUCAGGAAAAUGUUGGUGGCACCGUCUAUUUUUAUCCAACUGCCAAUCACACAACCGGCCAAAAUUCCAAUUCUGUUGGUAUUGGAGCCAGCGGCGUAGUCGAUACUGUGGUCUCAUCACAUCACACCGGUCCCGCGGGUGGUCCGCCUUUAACGCCCGUACAACCAUCUCUGCUGUAUACGGGUCAUGUGUAUCCAGGUCCUGCGUCAAAUGUCAUCACAAUGCAGCCGAAAACUCAACUGGAAUCGGCCUUUUUUGUGCCGGAUAAAAUGCGUAGCGAUCUUUUAUCGCGAAAUAUGAUCUCGAAUUUACUGAUGGAUGCCAGCGAAGCAGCACAACAUGCCCUGCCAUUGGAAAUUGAUAAUUAUCAUUCAUUGUAUCCACUGGAAUCGUUGCCCGUACAGCCAUUACAUGCCAAGUUAACUCUGCCCUCGUCCACCUAUAAGGCAACACAUAGUACAACUGGUAUCAAAUAUUGUCUAAGGAGAUUACAUGGUUUCCGUUUGCAAUCAACAAAAUGUAUGUCAGUUGUGGAAAUGUGGAAAAAGUUGCAACAUUCAAAUGUGGUACAAUUACGUGAAGUCUUCACAACAAAAGCAUUUGGUGAUAACUCAUUAGUAUUAGUCUACGACUAUCAUCCACAAUCACAUACGUUAUUAGCGAAAUAUUUCACACCACCGCCAGAAAGUAAUGGCUACAAUGAUCCAUUCCAGGGCGAAGCACGCCCCUUCAGUCAUAAAAGCAAUUUACAACGUACAACGGGCAAUGGUCCACUUUUACCCGAAGCUAAAAUUUGGGCAAUAAUAAUGCAAUUAACCGCUGGUCUACGUGCAAUCCAUCAAGCUGGUUUGGCCUGCAGAAGUUUGGAUCCAACAAAGAUUAUUGUUACCGGCAAGCGUAUACGUUUUAGUUUUAGUGGCACAAGUGAUAUCGCACAGUUUGAUCCCAAUGUUGCGAAUCCAUUGGCUGUUGUUAGCAUGCAUCAACAGGAGGAUCUCACAGCAUUGGGUCGUUUAGUAUUAGCAUUGGCUUGCAGAUGCUUACAAUCGGUACAACGCGACAAUGUACAAUCAAGCAUUGAGAUGGUCUCACGUCAUUACUCCUCCGAUUUGAGAAAUUUUAUUGUUUAUCUAUUUACAACGACUCAAAGACGUUCGGUCACCGAUUUAAUGCCUAUGAUUGGUGCACGAUUUUAUACGCAAUUGGAUGCCUUGCAAGCUCAAUGUGAUAUGCAAGAAGAUGAACUUGCCAAGGAAAUGGAAAAUGGACGCCUUUACCGAAUAUUGGUGAAAUUGAAUUGUAUUAACGAGAGACCAGAAUUUAAUUUGGAUUGUACUUGGUCUGAAAUUGGUGAUAGAUAUAUGUUGAAAUUAUUCCGUGAUUAUUUAUUUCAUUCCGUCACUGAAGAAGGCCGACCAUGGUUAGAUCACGCACAUAUUGUACAAUGUUUGAAUAAACUUGAUGCUGGCUCAUUAGAAAGGGUUCAACUCAUGUCACGUGAUGAACAAUCGGUUCUAAUUGUUACUUAUGCUGAGCUCAAAAAUUGUUUGGAAAAGGCAUUUUCCGAAUUAAUGGCCAAUGCUGCCUCAUAAUGAUAGACUACCACCAUGUCAUUCGCACUUCUUUUACCCUCUCUUGAACACAAAUCUUCAUCAUUUUUAUCAUCAACAACAACAAAAGAAUAAAACAAAAAAAAAAACCCUUCCCCAACGAAAAUGUUACCAUAAAACAAAAAAUGAAAAUUAAGGAAAAAAACUAUAAUUAAUUAAUUGUUAAGCUUAAAGUUUUUUUUUUUAUUAAUAACAUUUAAUUUGAAAUGAAUUCAUAAGAAUUCAUUUAAAAAGGCAUGAUUAGUUAAAUAAUGAAAAGAAGAUAAAUGAAAAGAGAAAUAAAAAACAACACAGACACCCAUACGAACGAAACGAAAUUAAGUGAAAACUUUCCAAAAACAAAAAACAAAGAAAAAAUAUUCAAAAAAAAAAGAAAUCUCUUUAAUAAACAAAAAAAUUGAAAAAUAUCUUAAAAAAAAAAACAUUGUUAUAAAAAUUGAAAAAAAAACAAAACUAUAUUUUUACAGAAAAACGAAAACGAAAAGGAGAACAAACUUCAAAUGAAAGAAAAAACCCCCCUUUUGAAUAAAAUGCCGUGUGAAUAAUCAAUAAAGAAGACAAACUCAAUUCUCUCCAGAAAACAAAAUCGAAAUCGAGAUCUAAAUGUGAAUUCUACACACACUAAACAGAACACACACACACAAACACACCCACAACAAACGCAGACAUCAAAUGGCUACACUGUGCUACAAAAUAAAAAUGCGAUUUCCAAAAAAAUUUGGUCAGCUACAAUUUGAGGAGAUUAAAAGCAAAAACAAAAAAUAAUUUUGAGGUAAAUUUUAAUUUUUCUUUUGUUACAACAAAAUGUUUUCCAAAAUUUUUGCAAAUGGAAGUACACGAAAUGUUUGUGCUAGUGUUUUGGGAUUUUUAGUCCAUUAAUGUAUUAGCAACUCCAUUUUGGUUUAUUGGACAAGUUUGUUUGUUUAUAUUUGUAAUUCGUUCAGUUAGUACACAAUUUCGUUCAGUUAGUUCACUUAUUCAUUUAGUUCACAAGUUCGUUCAAUUAGGUCAUCAAUUUAGUUCAUUUGUGCUUUCAUUUAGUUCACUGAUGUUGUUGUCAUCACCACAUGUCUAUAUGUGGAGGUGGCGAUCCUCGUCUAGCUCCUAUAGGUGAGCAAGUUCCGCGGGAACAUGAUGGCCAUUGGUUAUUUAAAGGCACCAAUAACUCACCUUUUCAUAACGAGCAUUAUAGGCACUCAGUAUUUAUGCAAGAGCCGGUGCCGCCCGACCUCUCAUGGAGACUUUCCGCUCGAUACCGCUGAUGGUCUGCGACAGCAAUUGCAGCUACUCCGUAAGGAGCAUUCCACAAUCUGCAAUCUGUGGAUGGGCCCGGUAGCUCCCAUCUAAGCUUCUCUUGAUAACAAUGAUAACCACACAGAUCGGAGCCCAGUUAGUUAUCCCGUAACGGGUAGUUACUGAUUCUUUCACUUAGUUCACUAGUUCGUUCAGUUAGUUCACUAGUUCGUUCAGUUAGUUCACUAGUUCGUUCAGUUAGUUCACUAGUUCGUUCAGUUAGUUCACUAGUUCGUUCUGUUAUAUUACAAAUUUCUUCCGUUUGAAGACUUUCACUAGUUCGUUCAGUUAGUUCACUAGUUCGUUCGGUUAUAUUACACAUUUCUUCAGUUAGAUGACUUCUUCGUUCUGUUAGUUCAGUGAGUUGUUUUUGUAUAAUUUCGUUCCCCGCCCAGUCUCUUGCAAAGAAAAUGUACCUAACUGAGAGAGCGAUAAUAAAGCAAUAAUCAUGCGAACGGCUCAUUACUAGAACAAAAGAACGACGAAUAAGUGAAUAAAGUGUUUUAAAACAACAGCAUGUGAUAACUAAACUGAAAUGAACUGGUGAACAAAAAGGGCCAAUGGCUGCAACUAGUUAAGUUUAUUCAUUUCAGUGCCAUGUUUGUUUAAACUAGUUCGUACGUAAACUGUGCAACUCUAAUGUGAGACAAAAUACUUCUAGAGUUGAGUAAUAAGUAAUGAAAGCAUUUUUGUCUGUUGGUAAUUCCAAUAUUUCUGAUGGGGUUUGGUUAGGUGAUUUCAACAAUCUGAUACCCUAUUCUUAAGAAAGAAAAUAUAAGAACAAGUACUAUCACUUAAACCAAGAGGUGAGAAAGCUGAGUAGGGUAUUGACCCUAUAGUGUCCCCUGUCGGAAUUUUAACAGAUCAUUGCUAGGUUUAUUUGCAAGGUUUCAAAGAUUAAGAAAGCAUCGCCUUAACAUGUACUUCUGCAGAUCCGCUUAUGAACAACCAGACAGCAUCAUUAAACCGUACUUCCAUGCGUACCGUCCUAGAACGUAUCGAGCUGUGCCCAGUCAGGACUUCCUUAAGAGUAGUAAGAUGUUUCUUGCCCAAAAGCAUAUAGUUUAUACGGUAGCGGUUAUUGCUAGGCUAGAGAGAUCGAGCGUUUCCCCGUAUCCUUAAUAGGUUCAGUACUUCAAGCAAUGGUACGUAAGUGAAGGUUGACACUGGUUCGCUCAUGCAGAUCGAGACUGUGAAGCAUAUUCAUUCAUUUUCUCAUCUUUUGCUAUAUGGUUGUUGUUGUACACUGAGGCGGCAGCCCUUGCCGAUGAAAGACUCCAUCGGGCCAAUCCGGUACGUACAACCGGCUGCCAUGGGACUGCUAUAUGGUCGUACACAGUUAUCCAAGUCAUCCUAAUGUUUUCUAUCCAUCCCUCCUAGAUCCGUUAUUGGAAUUACUGCCAAGGACGCUGCCAUAUUAUACACAUCAAUCAUGAGUUUAAAGGGUGCAAGAUUCCUAUUUAUGAUUUUAAAUGUGGCAAUAGUUAUGGCCCAGAAAACGAUCUGAAAGACAUUCGUCCGAAAGUGUCAACAUCAUGUCCAAAUGAAGUGCAAACCGGAGCUAUUCGUGAAGGUCUUCAAAAUCAGCAUACAAAUUUUUCAUAUUUGGAAUGCUUAUCAUGAAGAUCCUAACAUUAAAGAUCUUGAGUACAGUUAGUCUGGGAAAAUCCUGAGCUUUCGCUGAUUAAGGUUUGGUAGUCUAUUCAUCCCCUUAAUGUCUAUAGCAUUCAUUGUAAGGGGGACAAAUCUCUUCCUGUAAAAUCAUUCGUCUCUCAGAUGUUGUUGUUGUAGCCACAUGUCUAUAUGUGGAGGCGGCGAUCGUCAUCUAGCUCCUAUAGAUGAGCUCGUUUCGGUCGAAAGUACCGAUCGCCUCGGCAACAUGACGGCCAUUGAUUAUUAAAAGGCGCCAAUAACUUGCCUUGUCAUAUCGAGUGCUCAUAGUCAGUCUUCAUACCAAAAUUAUGUAACCACUGUACCUGUCUUUAUCUUGGAGCCGUUUGAGAAGAUCGGCAUAUAAUCGUCCCCAAACAAAGCAUAUUUCGCUCAAUGUCUCCUAUUGGAAUCUUGAAGAUUCUAAAAUGAGUGAUCUGGGCCCGGUAGCGCGCAGCUAAGCUGAACACCACACAAAUCGGAGUUUAAAGUUCCAGUCUGUGUGGUGCUGCUCAUGGUCAGUCUUCAUGCCAAUAUUAUGCAACCCCUGUACCCGUCUUUAUCUUGGUUUGAGAAGAUUGAGAUAUAAUCGAUUCUAAAUAAAUGAUUUGGGCUCUGGUCAUCUAUCGGAAAUUCCCUCAUAAAAAAAUUCAAAAUGAGCUUAAUCAAGCUGUGUGCUUUGUAAUCAUUUAAAACUCCUCAUCUAGGCGUAUCAUCAAAUUUUUUUCAAAAUUGUCAUUUUACUGUAGCACAGUGUAAUGGAAAUCAUGCAACAGCAGCAAGUUUUUGCAAUCAUAGAUGAGAUCGAUAACAACAUAAAAACUUACAAAAGCAUUUGUUGGCACUCAACUUUGGUAUUUAUUUUUAUAUAAAAAAAAGCAGAUUAACAAAAAAAAAAUCAGAAAAAAACUGUAUAAAAAAAGAUUUUAAGAAAAUUAUACCAAAAAACAAAGUGAAAUAACACAAAACUGAUGAGAAAAUCCAGAUGUAAAAUAUUACAUUUUGAUAAAGUGGUAAUUUGUUGAAUUUUAUAAAGAAUUUGUAAUAUAUAUAUAUGAAUUUUUGUUUUAUAAAACUAAAUGAGAAAUCUUUUUUUUUAGGUGUAGGCCAUACAAUUAUCCACACUAUGUGCGGAUACAAAUUCAGAAAUCACAAAAAAAAAUUUCUUAUCGUAAAGUGGUCUCUAUGAUGGUAAAAAUCUAGAAAAAUUGUGCUUUAAAUUUCUCUAAAGACCCAAAGAGUUCGUUCUUAAAUCAUAUCAUUUGUAUGCCUGCGGUUGUUGACAUAGAAGUCAGCAUAUGAAUGUGUUGAUGUCAUUCCUAAUGGAUGAAAUUUCCCACUUUGAGUUCUUCGUUUUGAUGUCUUAACGAUAUCAUCUAAUACAUAUAACUAACUGUGCUUUUCGAUCGCACAUUUGUAUUGGCUUUUAGCUCACAAGUUCCUUCAGUUAGUUCAGUUGUUCAUUUAUUUAGUUCAUUUAGUUUGUUCACUAGUUCGUUCUGCUAGCUCACUAGUUCGUUCUGUUAGUUCACUAGUUCGUUCUGUUAGCUCACUAGUGUGUUCAGUGAACUUCUUGUGAAUUUUUUCGUUCGCCGUUCAGUCUCUUUUACCAUUUUACAUGCCAUUCUACCAGAAUUUAAACCACGGGUUCUGUAGAUAUUUCUUAUUUUAUUCUUGUGAAGUCUCUUGCUUGAGGCGUAUCAGCGUUCUCGAUAACUCGCAAAACGUAGUCUUUAACGUAUAAAUCGUUUUAUACCGUAUAUCUGCACAAGGUGUCUUUUACGGCCUUAAGAUGAUUCAUGCAGACUUUUACUUUCCAUUGCAAAAAUGUAUAAUUUAUUUGCAUUAAAUUACCAUCCAAAGAAUCGAAAAAGGAAAGAUCAAACAUCUCAAAAUUUUUGUAAAAAUAUUUCCGGCUGUUUCCUCUAAAAUGUUAUUAGCGACAUCUAUCGAUUUUUAAUUUUCGAAAAAUAUCGAUAACAAAUGUUUGUUUGCUUCACUUCUACAAAUAUCGAAGCUCUACAAUGAACCGUUAUGAGAUGCGAGUGAAAAUUAUUUUCAUAAGUGCUGCACACACUAACACUAAUGCACAUUAUUCUCAAGGUUAUGGGUUUGUGUGGCAUAUACAUGUAUUCUUAAGUGCAAUACUAAGUUCAUUGGCACCUCUGGCAAAAUUUUCGUUACCAUAAAAAAUGCAUUGACAUAUCCUAAACGAAAUUUUCGUUACCGUUACCGAAAAUUUCGGUUGCAGGUGCGUACGCAGCUCAAAUGAAAAUUUCUUUGCGUAACAGGGUGACACAAUAGUCUUCGGUAAUAUUUUUUUUGCAACUACGAAUGAAAAUGUAUAUUUUAAUAGAUCCAUGUAACAUGAAAUAAAGUUAUUUGCAAAUAAAGACGAUUAAUUAAAGCACAUAUGUACUUUAUUAGCCAAAAAUGACCAUAAUUCUGCCAAAAUUAUAAAUCGAUGUUUGUCGCCAUCUUGUAUUCUACACAACUAUUUUUCAGUGGCGACAUAAAUGUCUUGGCUACAACCGAAAAUUUCGCCAGAGGUGCAUAUCCAGCCUUAAUUGAUAUAAUCUGACGCACUAUAUUGGUCGAAAAACAAAAGUAAAAAAACAACACAUAAAAAAGGCAAGCACAUUGCAACAGAGUUGAUUGUAACCUAGUUCGUGAACAUUAAACCAUUUUCCUUCAGCGUUUCGCCGACGUUUUUUUUUUAUAUGGAGUUUGACAGCAUUCCGCCUGAAAAGCUGAAGAGAAUACUCAGCUUAAAACAGCAUUUCCUGUAUAAGUUAGCUUUUGUCGCCUACAUCGUAUUGGGCAGAGGGCGUUGCAAAUUUCCGUUUGAAAGUUAAAUAAACUUGUCGAUAAUCGAUAACAGAUUGUUGUAAAAGAUAGCUUUCUCUCUCUCUCUCUUGCUCACAUCACAUGGCAAAUCAGCCAAGAGAAAUGAACUGUGAAUAUGGCGAAGUGGCAUAUAGAAUGCCAGGAAUGUCACGGCAUAGAAAAUAACGGAACUUGGCAAAUAUCUAUCGAUCGCAUACUGCUCUGAACAAACAAAUAAAUGCUAAGAGAAACAUACGAUUACUUUGCUCCUUUCUUAAACACAGGAACUGUUUUGAAUUGUUAUUGUAAGAAAAUUUUAAAAUUGCCAUCAUUUUUGUGGCUUUCAAUUAGGGACCUGAAGCUGAACUAACUCAAAAACAAUUUUUUUGGUAAUUUUUGGGUUAUUAUUUCUUUUAUAAUCCAUGCUUUAUUUCUGAUAAUUUAAAUUUAAAAUUCCAUAGUUGCCAUUUUAGUUUUUCUAUCAGUGUGUGUUAUUUUAUUAGAAACCGAAAAAAUACAAAAAAAAAAAUUUGAAGUAAGAGAACGAACCCACUAUUUUGAAAAGGACAUACAUACAUAUUUUUACAAAAACAAAAAAAUGUAACCAAAAAAUAAUAUGAAAUAGAAAACAAUUUUAAUUUAUUUUCAAGAUCACAAAAGCCAAUAAAAAAAGUUACAAAAAUAAGCUGAAAUAUUAGUUAUUAACAUUUUAUUUCCCCCCAACCAAAAAAAAAUUGUAAAAAAUAAAUACGUAUAUAAAAGGCUCGUGUCUCAAGCAAGAAAGUGGUAUUUCAUAUACAAACACAUAAGCAAACAUAUUUUCAAGACCCCUCCUCAAAAAAGAGAAAAAAGUCAAUAUUCUAGAAUUUUAAAACGAUCAUUUAUUGUAUUUUUUCGAAAAAUGUUUCAGAAAACUGUGAUCUUUUUAAUAAAUAUUAUUGUUUUUUAUUUAUUUUAAUAUUGUUUUAAAGGAAAACUGAAAAAUAAAAACAAAAGCAGCACCACCUAUAAAACGAAAACAGUAACAAACAAAAUUUUAAACAUUUCUGGAAUUUUUUUUGCUAAUCAAAAUUGUGUAUAAAUAACAAUGGAAAUAAAACGAAACCAUCUUUAAAGAAGAAAAAAAUAAAUAUCUUGUUGUGCUACUGUUGCUUAGAUUUGAAACGAUAUUGAUUUUUGGUUUUUUUUCUUCAAUAAUUUAAAAUUAAACCACAAACUUUGUUGUUAAUUGCCACAGCAUCACUCUGCCGCAAACCCUUGACCCAAAUCCAAAAUUUUUUAUUCUCUUUAUCAUGUUUUCUAUUCUUUUUCUUUUAUUAUUUUUUUAAUAAGUUUACACAUAAUAAUAACGGUAUGUUCUCCCCUUAGGUUUUUCUGAUCCAUUAUUUUAAUUUAGAUAUUAUAAAUUAUUUUUAAUUAUUGUACUUGAAAGUAAGACUUAUAUUUAGUUAUAAAGAACAACAACAACAAAAGUAAACAUUUAAAAAGAAAAACAACAACAAAAAAUAAAAAAGAAAAUUGUCAAAAAAUCUACAAAAAAAUAAUAAAAUGUUUGAAAAAAAUUUUUAAAA